AUGACAACAACAAAUAAAAACAUCGAAUCAAUUGUUAAACAAUGGACUUCAUUUGAUUUGAAAUCAAUUCAGCAUGAUUUAGACGUGACAACAACUGAAAUAGUCAGUUGUGCUGAUGAAAGUGAUCAAUCAAGAAGAAAAUUGGUUGAAUUAAGUCGAGGUUUUAAGAAAAAUACGAAUGAGGAUGUACGCAAAGCCAUUACACCUAUAUUAAAAUCGUUCCAGAUCGAAAUAGAUAGUUUAUCAAAACGAAGCAAAGUAACUAAACAAACUUUCUUAGAAAUUUAUCAACAUUUAAGUGAAUUACCAGAUCCGGUGCCAAUUCGUGAAUAUAUCCAAAUACUACAGAGACGAUUUGAAAAAGUGUCUGAUUUAGAAGUACAAAAUCAAAAUUUAAGAGAAAUAUUAGACGAAUUAGCUCAUGUCAAAAGUCAAGAAUUGACAAUCAAGCAAUUACGUGAUAAAAUCAAAGAUUUGGAAGAAAAAACAGAAGUAAUCAUACAGCAACAUAUUAAAGACAAAGAAGACUUCCAACAUAUCUUCGCUGAUAAAGAACAUCAAUUUGAUUUAAUUACAAAAUAUGCACAAAUGGAAAUGCAUCAAUCAGUAUUAGAUUCUUUACAUCAAGAUAUGCUUGACUAUAAAAUAAAACAAGACGAUACAAAUACUUUAUGUUCAUCAGAUGAUCAUAUGUGUAAUCAAGAUUUAGAACAAAUGAAUAAGCGAACAUCAAAUACAGAACGAUUUGUUGAUAAAUUACGUGAAGAUUUUGAACAAAUACGAUCAACAAAUAAUAAACCUAAUGAUGAGUUGAUUUCACAAGAAGAAAUAGAGCGGAAAUUAUGUGAAAAACUUGAGCUUGAAUUAGCAACUAAAGAACGUCAAAUAGUUACACUUGUUGAUGAAACACAAAAAUUACAAUCGACAUUGAUUAAAAUAAAAGAAACAUCAUUUACACAGAUUUCUGAUCUUGAAAAUGUCUUAAGUGAAAAAGAAAAGUUAAUUGCACAACUAGAAAAUAAAUUACAAACUCAAUCCGAUUAUGAUGAAAUCAAACGAGAAUUGACUGUUUUUAAAUCAAUCGAAUUUUCUACAACAAAUCGUUCUUCGAAUGAUGAUAAAAUAGGAAAUCUAUCAAAAAAAUCAUUCGAUAUACAAGAUGAACAAACACAAAUCAAAAUGUCACAAAUUGAUUCAGAAAGUAAUACUAAUCAUCAUCAGCUUCAACAUUCAUGUCGUCAUUGUACUUCUCCAUGUUUGCACCGAACAAAUGUUCCAUAUUUACCUAUACCAUCUUUUCUUUCAUCAUCAGCUUCUUCAUCAUCUAAUUCAUCUUCUUCUCCUUCAUCACCUUCUCAGAUUUAUUUAAAAACUCAUCAACAAUCAACAACAAAUUAUAAUGGUAUUGAUGAUAUGACACGAACAUUAAAUGAAUCAUCAAAAAAAAUUAGUCCAUCUAUACCAACAUCACUUUCAAUUAUAACAACAAAAGAUAAUCUUCAAUUGUGCAAUACUCUUUCAAAUUCAACAAAUACAAAAUAUCCAUCAUUAACAACAUCAUGUUCAACAAUGGUUACUCCAACUGCUUCACUUCUUUCAUCAGUUACAACAACAACAUUAACGCCGUCCAAUCUCUUUCCAGGUCAUCAACUUUCAUCCGUCCAAUGUACAAAACUUCAUUGUCCACCAACAUCAUCAUGGAGUCCACCAUUAUCGUCAUCAUCAGGCGUAUCAAGUAUAGCUACAACAUCUACAGAUAAUCGAACAGUAAUUAAAUCAUCUAAACAAACAUCACCUAAACCAUCACCAUCAUCAACAAUUCUUGUACCAUCAACAUGUACAUCAGUACCAACAAAUAUAAAUACAAAUUUACUUGAACCACUUGAUACAACAUAUGUUGCUAAUGUUGUACGAAAACUUCUUGCACAACAUAAUAUUGGUCAACGUAUAUUUGCACGUUAUAUAUUAAGUUUAUCUCAAGGUACAGUUAGUGAAUUAUUAUCAAAACCAAAAUGUUGGUCAAAAUUAACUGAAAAAGGUAAAGAAAGUUAUAGAAAAAUGUGGUGUUGGGCAAAUUCUGAAGAAAGUAUAUUAACAUUAAAAAGUAUUAGUCCACGCAAAGGUAUGAAUAAUCGUUCAAAAGACAAUCCAUAUCCAGCUAUAAGUACAAAACAUACAGAUCCAGCAACACAUCAAAAAAUUGUUCAAAUUUUAGCUGAUGCUCAAAAACAACAAAUGGCAGCGGCUGUUGCUGCCGCUGCUGCUGCAGCAGCAGCAGCAAAUAACAUAGAUCAAAAAUUAUCUUUAUCUCCAUGUAGUUCUUUACAUAAAGAAACAUCAAAUGCUAAUCUAUUAACAGAUCCACUUGAAUCAAAAACGUCAUCAUCAGGAUCAUCAUCAUCAACAAACUCAUCGGCAGUUAAUUCUCCUUUAAAUGAAUCCCCACCAUCUGAUCAACAAACAUUUUUACUUCCUGUUCCACCACCUCCACCACCAUCAUCAUCAACAGCAACAGCAACAUCAAAUGCAGCAGCAUCUUUAUCUAUGUUAUCAGCAUUUGUACCAUCAUUAUUAAUGCGUACAGCAAAUAGUUUUAAUAAUGAAACAUUAACAACAACAGCAACAACAACAACAACAAAUAAUCUUCUUGAUUGUUCAACAUCAUCACCAUUUAAUUUACUUCGUCAUCAACCAGAUAAUUAUCGUAAUUGGCUUAUGUUACAAGAAAUUGUUCGUAAUAAUGAUUUAUUUAAACAAUUUCAACCAACAUUACCAACAUCAAUUGAUACGGAUGAUGAAAGUGAACAGGAUAAUGAUGAUAAUAAUAACAAUGAUAAUGAUGAAAAUGAUGACGACGAUGAUGAUGAUGAUGAUGAUGAUGAUGAUGACAAUAAUAAUAAUGAUAUUGAUGAUGAUAAUCCUAUAAGUUCAGAUGAAAUUCCACUUGAUUUAAGUAUGAAAAUUGAUUCAAAUCAUCAUGAUAUUGAACAAACAUCAAUUAAAAUCUCAAAUAAUAAACAACAAUUAUCAACAAAACAUAUUAAAACAGCUUUAGCACCAUUACGUGAACAAGAUACAUCAAAAUAUCGUUACAUAAAUACAAUGGAAUUAGUACAAACAGUUAAAGAUAUUCUUAGUCGUUAUAGUAUAUCACAACGACAUUUUGGAGAAAAAAUUCUUGGAUUAUCUCAGGGAAGUGUUAGUGAUAUUCUUGCUCGACCAAAACAAUGGGAAUUAUUAACACAAAAAGGUCGUGAACCAUUUCUUCGUAUGCGUAUUUUUCUUGAUGAUCCAAAUGCCAUAAAACAACUUGUACAAAAUGUUCCAACAACAACAACAUCAUCAACAACAACAAAUUCAAUAUUAUUACCGACAUUUUGUCCACCACCACCAUCAUCAUCAUCAUCAUCAUCAACAACAACCAUAAUACCAUCACUUUUAUCAAAUACAAUAAUAAAUGGUUAUCAUUCAAAUAAAUUAUUAACACGUGACAACUCAAUAGAUUCACAAUCAAAUAUUUUAUUAAAUGAUUCAUCACAAUUAUUAACAAAUGAUACUUUACAAUUACCAUUAUCAUCAUCAUCACCAUCAAAUGGAAUAAUAUCAAAUUCAAAUAAAUCAAAAUCUCGUUCAAAAAACUCAAAAAUAAAUAAUGAUAAAUCCUCAUCAUCAUCAUCAUCAAAUCAUUUAAGACAUUCAUCAAAAAAUCCACUUAUGCCAUCAUAUGAAUUGCCUAAAAUAUCAUUACCAAAUACCAUCGAUACUGAACAAUUAAGUUCACAAGUACGAGAACUUCUUUUUGCUUAUAGUAUUGGACAACGUGUAUUUGGUGAAGCUGUACUGAAUCUAUCUCAAGGAACUGUUAGUGAAAUAUUAUCAAAACCUCGUCCUUGGCAUUCAUUAAGUGUUAAAGGUCGUGAACCAUAUAUACGUAUGUAUACAUGGUAUCAUGAUACAGACAAUGUACAAAAAUUACUUGCUUGGAAACGAGAACGUGAUGCUUUACGACGUUCUCGUCCUCCAGCUACAACAACAGAUACUAAUAAUGGUGAUUUAGAAAGUGGAAAUAAUAAUUCAGCAAUGAAAAAAUCAUCAUCAUCUUCAACAACAAAUAACAAUAAUAAUAAUAAUAAUAAUAAUCCAAAACGUCGAUAUUUAUUUACUGAUGAUCAACGUCGUGUAUUAAAACAAAUAUUUGAAAAUGAACCAUAUCCAAGUCAAUCAACAUUAGAACAACUUGUUGGUGAAUUAUCAUUACCAAUGAAUAAAAUAGCUAAUUGGUUUCAUAAUUCACGUAUGAGAGCAAAAACAAAUAUACGUUCAUCAUCAAGUCCAAUAAAUAAAAUGUCAACAUCAUCACUUAAUAAUAAUAAUGAUGAUUUAAUAAAUACACAAAGUGAUGAUGAAGAUGAUUUAGAUGAUAAUAAUAAUAAUAAUAACAAUGAUGAUGAUGAUGACGAUGAUGAUGAUUAUCCUAUUUUACCAACAAUUGUACCUUUAACUAGUUCAUGGCUUAAUGGUACAAAUGAUUCGAACAGUUCAACAAGUCCAAUUGGUUUAUCAGCAACAUCAACAAAUAUUGUUUCAUUAAUUGAUGAUCAAAAAAUAACACCUAUAUCAUUAAGUUCAAGUAGUAAAAAACGUAAAUCAGUGCCACAAAAAAUUGUCACUACAAAUAAUAAUAAUAAUAAUAAUAAUCUAACAAAAAGAUUUCAUAAUGAUUCAACAAUAAUUGAAAAUGACAGUAAUGAUGAAACAAAUCAAAAGACAAAUCUAAUUGAUAUUCUUACUUGA
Molecule: messenger RNA, 4794 nt
Organism: Rotaria sp. Silwood1
Lineage: Eukaryota; Metazoa; Rotifera; Eurotatoria; Philodinida; Philodinidae
Source: the annotation of a GenBank genome assembly